UCACGCUUCAGUGUGCGUACAUUUCUUGACUAGUGUAGUCAGUUCAGUUAAAAAGAACAAACUAAACGUGUUCGGUUAGUGUUGAAUGUCAAAUUUUGCGUGAAGGUAAAAAUGAGUAAAAAUACUCGUGAAACAACUCCAGGUGAUGGCCUACGAUCAUUGCGAAGCACUUUGUUAUUCCGUGCCGUGAAUUAUGAAUUAUAUGUCAAGCCGAACAAAGUUAUCAUGAUUUUCGGUGUUAUAGCAAUGUUGGGUUGUUCAGGAUACAUGUUUUACAUGAAUCGUAAUCACAAGAGAGACGAUUAUCAAGCUAUAGUUAAAUCGGACGAUACAGUGGUACUAGUGAAGAAAAAAUCUAAAUGGACAGACUAAAUAGGAAAUGUCAAUGGCCAAUUUGUUACAGUAUUUUGUAACUGAUUAUUUGAAUUCUAAUAAUAUAUGUGUAUAUAUUAUUAUAUAUGUGUAUAUACAUGAGCUGAAAAGUUCAAGGUAAUUGCAUCUUGUUAUAUCGCAAAAUCAUUUUUGCACAAUCACAAAAUCAAAUGUUAUCGGAUGUUACUCAGAGAUUUCAUAAUUUUAUUCGUAACUAGAAAUCUAGAUG
This is a messenger RNA of Dinoponera quadriceps, 601 nucleotides long. Its product is annotated as small integral membrane protein 8. The transcript is spliced from 2 exons. NCBI's taxonomy places the organism in Eukaryota, Metazoa, Arthropoda, Insecta, Hymenoptera, Formicidae. The record is from RefSeq and is a predicted model, not a curated record. The coding region runs from base 112 to 372 and encodes 86 amino acids.